Molecule: messenger RNA, 920 nt
Organism: Clunio marinus
Lineage: Eukaryota; Metazoa; Arthropoda; Insecta; Diptera; Chironomidae
Source: the annotation of a GenBank genome assembly
AAUAUUUUAGUGAAAUACAAAAUCUUAGUGUGGUGCAUGAAAUGUUACGCACAUGUUUGUUGAUUUCAAAUAUAAUGUGUGGUGUGUUGGAGUAAACACUGUGAGUCUCUAAACAACAUAACCUUGCGAUAAAUAUUCACAAGACUUGUAAGUUAAUUUUAUUCAAAAUAAUGGCAGCCUGUGUCGGAAAUAGUUGUAUACCAGGAGAAACACUACAAGAAGAACGGCAGGAAUCAUCAGAUAUUAGAAAAGUGGUUCUUGGAGAUGGAUUAAGAUGUAAUAUAGUCGCAAGUUCAGAAGAACACUCUCUUCCAGUAAUAACCAAAAACGGUAUACUGAGGAGAAGAAAACCAAACAUUUAUUAUGUGGACAGCUAUCAGAAACGCUACAUUCCUUCAAAAAACGACUCAGUUAUUGGAAUAGUAACAACGAAAACAUUAGAUUUCUUCUGGGUAGAUAUCAACGCUUCAGAACCAGCAGCGCUCUCUUACCUCGCAUUUGAAGGUGCAACGAAAAAGAAUCGUCCGGAAAUAAACGUUGGCGAUCUUGUCUUUUGUAAAGUUGUUUUAGCUCAUCCUGAUCUUGAACCUGAGCUUGUAUGCGUUGACUCGACAGGAAAGAAAGGGAAUCUCGGACAAUUGAAUGAUGGAAUCAUGUUUUCUUGUAGUAUUAAUCUAGUGAGAAAAGUUCUCAAUGAAAAAUGUCGCUUGUUGCAUUUGUUGUCAAAGGAAACUCCUUUUGAACUUGUAGCUGGAAUUAAUGGAAGAAUUUGGGUGAACUCCAAUUCUCUUCGGAAAACAAUUUUAUUAAGGGAUACAAUUCUUAAAGCUGAACACACGCCAUACGAGGAAAUGUCAAACAUUGUCAAUGAUUUUGCAACAGAACUGACAGGAAUCCCUUAAAUGAUCACUAAAUAAAAG